Molecule: messenger RNA, 889 nt
Organism: Arvicola amphibius (Eurasian water vole)
Lineage: Eukaryota; Metazoa; Chordata; Mammalia; Rodentia; Cricetidae
Product: histone deacetylase 1-like
Exons: 2
Coding region: 1-795 (264 amino acids)
Source: RefSeq, a predicted model, not a curated record
AUGACACCAAAGCAAAGCAGAGACCACCAGGAGAAGGAUGGUGACCCUGGGCAGGGAAAAGAAGAGAAGGGGGCCAUCAGGAGCAAAGCCCGUGCAGAUGCUAUACCUUGUGCAGUGGUCUUACAGUGUGGCUCAGAUUCCCUAUCUGGGGAUCGGUUAGGCUGCUUCAAUCUGACCAUCAAAGGGCAUGCCAAGUGUGUGGAGUUUGUCAAGAGUUUCAACUUGCCUAUGCUGAUGCUGGGAGGAGGUGGAUAUACCAUCCGGAAUGUUGCUCGGUGCUGGACUUAUGAAACAGCUGUGGCCCUGGACACAGAAAUCCCUAAUGAACUACCAUACAAUGACUACUUUGAAUACUUUGGACCGGACUUCAAACUUCACAUCAGCCCUUCCAAUAUGACUAACCAGAACACUAACGAAUACCUGGAGAAGAUCAAGCAACGGCUCUUUGAGAACUUGAGAAUGCUGCCCCAUGCGCCUGGCGUCCAAAUGCAGGCAAUCCCUGAGGAUGCCAUCCCAGAGGAGAGUGGUGACGAGGAUGAAGAAGACCCUGACAAGCGCAUCUCCAUCUGCUCCUCUGACAAACGGAUUGCCUGUGAGGAAGAAUUUUCCGAUUCAGAUGAGGAGGGAGAAGGUGGUCGCAAGAACUCUUCUAAUUUCAAAAAAGCCAAAAGAGUCAAAACAGAGGAUGAAAAAGAAAAAGAUCCAGAAGAGAAAAAGGAAGUCACAGAAGAGGAAAAAACCAAGGAGGAGAAGCCAGAAGCCAAAGGGGUCAAAGAAGAGGUCAAGUUAGCCUGAGCAAGAUCUGCAACUCUGGCUUCUUCCCAAUCUCUCAGAUUUUAUAUUUUCUAUUCCUCUGUGUAUUUAUAUAAAAUAUAUUAAAUAUAAUGUC